Messenger RNA from Naegleria lovaniensis, 303 nucleotides. RefSeq lists its product as uncharacterized. Bases 1 to 303 code for a protein of 100 amino acids. NCBI's taxonomy places the organism in Eukaryota, Heterolobosea, Eutetramitea, Acrasida, Naegleriidae. The record is from RefSeq and is a predicted model, not a curated record. The transcript has 2 exons.
AUGAGCAAAACUGUUGAUCAUGUUGUGUUUUUCAAGCUUAAAGAAGUUUCCGAAGAGAAGGAGAAGGAGCUUAUGGAGGAAUUGAAUUCAUUGCCAUCAAAAAUUGAAGGCGUACAAACUUUAACCUUCGGAAGAAAUAUUACACCCGAGCGUGCACAAGGUUACAAUUAUGCUCUGCGUGCAACAUUUGAUUCAAAAGAAAUCAUUCAAAAGUAUGCCAUUCACCCCGAACAUGUGAAAGUAGCCACCAAGCUUAAGGAAUUGUUCGAAGCGCCACCCAUUUGUUUGGAUUGGGAAUAUUAA